AAAGGCAAAUAAUUCAAGUCGUCAUCGAUUGUGGGCAAAAAUUUGAUUUAAAAUGCCCAGGUGAUACAUUGUCCAACUCAGAAACGAAAGGAGCCGCCACCAUGGAGGUUCUUUAUAAACUGGUGGUGCUCUGUGCACUGCUAUUCACCGCAACGACCCAUGCGACAGCUGAAGCUGUUCAAUCGAAUGAUAUCAGCAAUAGACUAAGUAUACAAAAUUUGCUUUUCGAUGCCAUUGUUGGAGACCUGCAAAUGCCCGAAUUGGGUGCCAUUAACAGCUUGGACCAAUGUGCGGCCAUUUACACGGUCAAAAAUGUUGAGAUAUUAAUGAAUGCGGGCAGCAAACUGCGUCAAUGCAGCAAUCUGGAUCAAGCCGACCUGCAGAGCUAUUUGCAACAGGAGAGCUCAGCAGGAGUGAAGGAUGCCUUCCAGCAGCAGAUUAUCGGCUGCAGCAUGCGCAACUGCUAUGCGGAUUCGGUCAUGAAUCUGUUUGGUGAUGUGCGUCCCAUGCAUAAAAAUUUCUGGCAGACCCAACGUUGUGUUACCCACGAAAUUAAGAGAACUCUGCGUGAACUGGAGAAGUCAUCUGUUGGCCUGGAAAAUUGCAUUUCUCAGGCUUUUGGACCCACUGGAAAUUCAAGCUCAAGCCCACCAAGCUGGAACUGGACAACUCCAAGCCCACCAAGCUGGAACUGGACAACUCCAAGCCCACCAAGCUGGAACUGGACAACCCCGGGCACCCCAAGCUGGAACUGGACAACCCCGGGCACCCCAAGCUGGAACUGGACCACAACAGGCCCACCAAACUGGAACUGGACAACCCCGGGCACCCCAAGCUGGAACUGGACAACCCCGGGCACCCCAAGCUGGAACUGGACCACAACAGGCCCACCAAACUGGAACUGGACAACCCCGGGCACCCCAAGCUGGAACUGGACAACCCCGGGCACCCCAAGCUGGAACUGGACCACAACAGGCCCACCAAACUGGAACUGGACAACCCCUGGCACCCCAAGCUGGAACUGGACAACCCCGGGCACCCCAAGCUGGAACUGGACAACCCCAGGCACCCCAAGCUGGAACUGGACAACCACGGGAAACCCAAACUGGAACUGGACAACCACCGGAAACCCAAACUGGAACUGGACAACCACGGGCACCCCAAGCUGGAACUGGACAACCCCGGGCACCCCAAGCUGGAACUGGACCACCACAGCACCACCAAACUGGAACUGGACAACCACUGGUAAUCCGAACUGGAACUGGACCACAACUGAGCCACCAAGCUGGAACUGGACCACAACAGCCCCACCUAACUGGAACUGGACAACCACAGGUAAUCCAAACUGGAACUGGACCACAACAGAGCCACCAAGCUGGAACUGGACCACCACAGCACCUCCAAACUGGAACUGGACAACCACAGGUAAUCCAAACUGGAACUGGACCACAACAGAGCCACCAAGCUGGAACUGGACAACCACGGGCAACCCAAACUGGAACUGGACAACCCCGGGCACCCCAAGCUGGAACUGGACCACUACAGAGCCACCUAGCUGGAAUUGGACCACCACAGCCCCACCAAACUGGAACUGGACAACCACGGGAAACCCAAACUGGAACUUGACAUCCACAGGAAACCCAAACUGGAACUGGACAACAACGGGCAACCCAAACUGGAACUGGACAACCACAGGCAACCCAAACUGGAACUGGACCACCACGGGCAAUCCAAACUGGAACUGGACAACUACGGGAAACCCAAUCUGGAACUGGACAACUACGGGAAACCCAAGCUGGAACUGGACCACCACGGGCAACCCAAGCUGGAACUGGACCACCACGGGCAACCCAAGCUGGAACUGGACCACUACGGGCAACCCAAGCUGGAACUGGACCACCACGGGCAAUCCAAACUGGAACUGGACAACUACGGGAAACCCAAGCUGGAACUGGACAACUACAAGCCCACCAAGCUGGAACCGGACAACUUUGGGCCCCAAUUGGAAUAGGACGAGUCCCGCACCCGAAUGGAAUAACACUACGCCCAGCUGGAGUGUGACCACUGAGGCACCGGCUGCUACCACAACCCUAGGCUGGUGGGACAAGCUUUUGCAUGAUCUUGGACUCUAAAUGAUGCCAUUAGGGGCCGUUGAUGUCACGGCAACACUUUUAACUUAAAUAUUCAGCAAACUAAAUAAUAAAUUGAUCAGCAUUGAAAUGUGUUUACUCGAUAA
Drosophila montana is the source of this 2236-nucleotide messenger RNA. Its product is annotated as foot protein 1 variant 1. Lineage: Eukaryota; Metazoa; Arthropoda; Insecta; Diptera; Drosophilidae. The record is from RefSeq and is a predicted model, not a curated record. The transcript has 3 exons. The coding region runs from base 102 to 2132 and encodes 676 amino acids.